AUGGCCAAAAAGAAGACUCAAAUCAAGCCGGCAGGCAGGAAGGUCGUCGCACAACUGGAGCUGCCAGACCCCGUACCACCAACCAAGUCGAAGAGAGCGCAGAAGCGCGAAGAAGCCAUGUCACAGAAGGCACCCACUUCAGUCCCAGCACCAUCAGUCGCGCCAUCUGAGCAGGACGUAGCUCCUGCUGUCGCUCAAGGCCUGCCGCCCAGUCUACCACAUCUAUCGGCAUCCAAAAAGCUCACGUCUCCAAAGCAUCCCUUCGGAGUGGCGCUGGAGAAGGAGAAGGAGAGACAGCGCAUGCUAGAGGAAGACGAGAUUGACAGUGAGGCUGGCCCAGUGAAGCUCAUGGCGCAGUUCGGGACCAUCCUGAUGCGAUACGAUGAGCAGGACUGGAAGAAGUUGACAUACCGCGUCCACGAUCCAUCCGAUCUCCAAGCCAGCUUCAGAAAGAACGCCGACUUCCUCAAGUCUGACUUCCUUAAUCGUCUGACGACUUCCACCACAGAUGCCACGUCUCUCAUACAUCUCGCUCGUGGCCAAGAAACACCGGAGCUGGAGACCGAUACUCGCUACGACAUCUUCGUUCGCGACACGGCUGGCGUCCUACUUAAGCUCACAGUCGAUGCUUCCCGUAAGUCUGCGUACUCCAUUAAGAAGUUAGACCGUAUUGUCGGAGAAGCACUGUCGCAUUUUCCCGUCCACGUCUGGGACGCCCGCUUCCUUAUCGUCGAACUUGGUCUCGAAAGCGAGACAACCUCCUUGGCCCAUAUCAAAAAUUUCAUCAUGUCAAUUGAAACCGACCAAAAGGCUCCCUCUUUUCGAGCGCACGUCCCUCUCGGCAUACGCAUCGAAGUAGUCUUGGCCAAGCGAAGCUUCGCCUUCCACAUCGACGAGAUGAGAUUUUCCGCCACACAAGUCCAAAGUCUGUGUCUGGAGAGUAUGGACCGAAAGCACAAUUUCCGUGCUCUGGCUCGUACGGAGGAGGAUAUGAUUGCUGAGCAGCGACUGUGGUGGGAAGUUGGAUGGGAGACGUUUGAUUUGGAGAAGGCGGACUAUCUGCAGGCCAAAGUCAAUGAGAUGGUGCCUCAGAUGGAUGCCGUUGGAUUAGAGAAUAAGGGACCGUUUGUUCGGCUGGAGGGCUACGAGGAAGCUCAGGGGCUCGAAGUGCCGGAGAUUCCCUUUUGGUAG
Pseudocercospora fijiensis CIRAD86 is the source of this 1191-nucleotide messenger RNA. RefSeq lists its product as uncharacterized. The transcript has a single exon. The record is from RefSeq and is a predicted model, not a curated record. The coding region runs from base 1 to 1191 and encodes 396 amino acids. NCBI's taxonomy places the organism in Eukaryota, Fungi, Ascomycota, Dothideomycetes, Mycosphaerellales, Mycosphaerellaceae.